Molecule: messenger RNA, 501 nt
Organism: Mizuhopecten yessoensis (Yesso scallop)
Lineage: Eukaryota; Metazoa; Mollusca; Bivalvia; Pectinida; Pectinidae
Exons: 3
Source: RefSeq, a predicted model, not a curated record
UAAGGAACCGGAAGUUAUGUUUGCAGAGUUCAUAAUGUCGCAAUUAAUGUACGAUAUUUUCAACUCCAAGUUGACCUGAAAGUUCUGUGAGCAUUGACAGUGAUUAUCGCCAGUCAUGGAGGAAAAGUUAGGGCCGCCUGCGACCGCUGACACGGUGGCAGCUACAUGCCCUCCUCCCUCGUACGAGGAGGUGAUGGGCCAUCAAACCGUUGGAUCUGCCAAAACCACAACAGCAGCGGAUUUACCUCCCUUGUCUUAUAUAGACAUAAUGCCCAGGCUCAUUGACCGCGGUAACAUGGACAGAAAAGUUACUCCUCAGUUUGAUAAAUUCAGUGUGGUCGUUCAAGCUGCAAACAUGUGGCUUGUUGGAAACCCUUUGUACGCAGUGUGGAAAUGUGAAACAGUGGAGCGGAAAGUGGACAAGGGAACGGUCAUCGUGAUGGAGAAUAUGGUAUACCACGAGGCCACCUACGGCUUCAACGUGUACAUACGGGGGCUAAG